UUGCCAACAACUACUAGUAGUAACACAUCAAGUCCCAGUCCAUCACCAUCAUCACCGUCAUCAUCUUUGUUACAUCACUGAUUAAUGCGAUUUACGAGACAUUCACAAAUUGAAGCCCAUUAUACGACAAGAAAAUCUGAUUAAGCCCGAGCACAUUCUGUGGCGAGUGUUCAGUUUACUGUCAACAAACCUGUCAUCAUCUGCUCCAAUUACUCACACUACUGAGUUGAUCUAUCUAACCAGUUGUCUGCCUAAAAAUGGCUCCUCCACUCGUGCCCCUCGCUGAGAUUCCGACCGUUUCCCUUCUAUACAAAUUCAAGCGUCUGGUUCCAGUCUCCUCUCCGCUCGCGCAGCCUUCCAAGGCUUUGAACGACACCAUCUCUCUGAUCCGCAACGACAUCACCAAAUUGGAUGGGGUCGACUGUAUCGUGAAUGCAGCAAACAAGUCUCUACUUGGAGGAGGUGGAGUAGAUGGUGUCAUUCACCGCGCCGCCGGACCUGGUCUGCUGGAGGAAUGCCGCACCCUCGAUGGCUGUGAUACCGGUGAUGCCAAGAUAACCUCUGCCUAUGACCUUCCGUGCAAACGAAUCAUUCAUACUGUUGGGCCUAUCUAUGAUCUUGAAUUGCAAAGAGGGAGGGAGCGCCCGGAGUCUCUACUACGCAGCUGCUACCGCCGCAGUCUGGAGGUUGCUGUGGAGAACAACAUGAAAAGCAUUGCCUUUUCGGCAAUCAGCACAGGCGUGUACGGCUAUCCGAGUGAAUCAGCUGCCCGUGUCGUUCUCGAUGAGACACGGAAGUUCAUGGAGAUUCCGAGCAACAUCGGGAAACUAGAACGGAUCAUCUUCUGCAACUUUGAGCGCAAGGAUGAGAUAGCCUACGAGAAGUUUACUCCCUUGUUCUUCCCUCCAGAAGAUCAGGGUGCCCCUAGCGCCAGCAGCGACCGCGAAUCUCAACUCGAAUCUGACGGUUAACGCGGACCAGACCGAACGUAGCGGUCGAAGCUACAUGGAGGAUUUCUCUAUCAGAUCUGACGAUGACUGGGAGGAGGUUGACAAAUCGGAAGAUGGCCGCACAGAGAAACUGGACGACGAACCGGU
This is a messenger RNA of Aspergillus vadensis CBS 113365, 1097 nucleotides long. RefSeq names its product macro domain-containing protein. The record is from RefSeq and is a predicted model, not a curated record. Lineage: Eukaryota; Fungi; Ascomycota; Eurotiomycetes; Eurotiales; Aspergillaceae. The transcript has 3 exons. The coding region runs from base 258 to 971 and encodes 237 amino acids.